Hydractinia symbiolongicarpus is the source of this 5669-nucleotide messenger RNA. RefSeq names its product steroid 17-alpha-hydroxylase/17,20 lyase-like. Gene Ontology annotation, molecular function: iron ion binding; steroid 17-alpha-monooxygenase activity; heme binding. The transcript has 4 exons. Bases 4051 to 5559 code for a protein of 502 amino acids. Gene Ontology annotation, biological process: progesterone metabolic process; hormone biosynthetic process. NCBI's taxonomy places the organism in Eukaryota, Metazoa, Cnidaria, Hydrozoa, Anthoathecata, Hydractiniidae. The record is from RefSeq and is a predicted model, not a curated record.
ACAUGUUUCAAUAAACAUGGCUGCAAUCAACAUCAAUAUGAGAGAUUUACAUGAACAUGGGAAUAGUGUUCUUUCUGAAGCGCAUAAAGGCUAUUAAAAAAAUAUGAAAGUUGGAUGAUGUCCAUAACAUUUUUUCAAUCACUUUAUAAUUAAAAAAAUCGUCAUUUCUCAUCAAUACAAUUACAUUAGAAACAGCUUUGAAACAAUAUAAGGAAGGCACUUUUAAAAAAUACUUAAAAACAGAAAACAAGACUUUGGGCAGAGGCGAUUUGCAUAAUAUUAUUUUUAGUUUAAAAUUAUCCAAUGGUGUUUAAACUUAAAAAAUGACGGAAAUCUUUUUCUUUUCGACAAUUAUGAGAAUUAUUCCGGAUUAGCUAUAUUGAAUGAUUAUAAUUGAGAAUCUUGGUAGGUGGUCAAUAUUGUUAGGCAAGGUUGAAAACAAGACGGAUUGAUAAUAUACAGAAAGGUAUUAUUUUUAUCUUUAGUUACCAGGAUUAGCUUAAGUUUUAUUUACAAGUAGUCUGGUAAUGAAGUGUGGUUGUUAUUAAUUUUUGUGUGUACUGAAAACUUUGCCUAAGCCGUCCUGCAUUGAGGGAUUAGAAAUGUCAGUUUUGUAAUUAAUUCAACUUGAACAAAAGUAAAAACGACCGUGCAUUGACGCAACCUCUGACCUUACAAAGAAUCAUCUGGUGAGAUAUUUUAUAUGUUUAUUAUUUAUUUCUAUAUCAAACAAUUAUUUACAUAAAUAUUAUCAUGAAAAUAUAUCGCAGCUUCGUAUAAAUGGAAUAUUAAAACUAAUUAUUAGAGUUUUGAUAAAUGGUGAUAUAAUUGUCUGCUUUGCGAAUAGCUCGAUUAACCAGUCUUCUUUAAUAUUAGUCUUGCUUACCCAAGACUCCAACCUUGUUCUAAUAUUUAGAAAAUCUAUGCAACUUUAACUUAAAUUUACUCACAACAACUUUGUUUUCAGGUCCCUAGAAAAAAAAUAAGGAUGAAGUUUACAAUGACGCACCUCAUUUGUUAGCAGGUUCUACAAAAUUUGGAUAAACUUUCUGUAAAUUCUGUAUUUUACAGACUCAAUUGGUGCUUACUUCAACCUCGUUUUUAGGGCUUGUUGGGAUUUUUAUAUUACUUAUAUUGUUCAGGCCGUCCAAAUAUAAAAAGCCUAACAAACCCUGGGGGCGAGGUUGUACUUACUUGUUGCUUGUUGCCGAUUUCUUUAGGAGGACCAAAAUCCACGUGUUCUCUGGCUUAGUUAGGUUUGUACCCACCUCUCCCCUAGGACUUUUUGUCUCUAAUUGGCGUUGCGCUUAUUAAUAGGUCGUUGUCCGAUAUACAAAAAGAGACAACAGGUCCUGGGAUCAAGGUUAAAGUUUGUGCGACAAUCGAGAUCAAUCUUCCGUGUUGGGAGCUAUUGCAGUUCUCUCUUCUUCUUUUUAUAUAAAUACUCACUUCAGUGUGACUGUUGCUUACAAGCUAUCUCGUUACCAGGGCUUUUUCGCCUCUUGGUAUGUUUUAUAGCCAGCGUGCACAUCAGAAAGUGAAAUUGGUCUACUAGUUGCUUCGUUUUAGGAAAGAUUACGGCCUCGUGUUGCUUGUAAAAAAAGCGCAUUACCAAAUCACAACCUCGUCCGCAGGGUCUUGUGACCCCUGAGCCGUUAUUACGGAGUGGCCUUCGUCGCCUCCGCUACCAGCCUCCAUCAACAAGGCAAAAUGCCCUGAGAAUAAAAUUGGUCAAACCAGUCUAUUAGAAUUCGAUUUAGGUAUCAGGGAAGAAUUUGGCAGGAAAGCUAAAAAAUCUGGACGAACACGGGUAAUUCGUUACAAGGUUUGUGAUAUACUGUGAUAAAUGUUCGACUUUGUGCUAAAUAACCCUCAUGCACCUUUUCUACUAAAUUUAAACCAUUUUCAGCAACUGAGGCAGCUGAAUUUCAAGUCCGUGUAGGCAACAUGAAAAGAUUUUUGUUUGACAUUCUCGAAUAGACGUCUGAUGAGGAGCACGUUUUUAUAUUAUAUUAUGUGUCUAAUGACAACGCUUGAACUUUAAUAAUUUCAAUUCAGUUGUUAAUUGUGAUUUUGUUUAUGGAUUCCAAGUACAGUGAAACCUCCUUAAAGCGGACAUUCUGUAAUACGGACCCCUCCCUAAGACAGACAGAAAAAUUUGACGAUCCUAGACGAUUUGCUAAUAAUAAAACCUCUCAAAAAAGAGGACAGUCCAAAGCGGACAACUCCUUCAUGCUAGUUCUGCAUGACUAUUUCUUUCAUAUUUACCUCUAAGAAUCGAAUAAAAAAACACAUUUUGUACCAGCUGUAUAACCUUGUAAUCAUUUUCAGUCUUGUUAGGUUUUUAUAUUUUUACCCUACUACCUAAAAUGUCCAAAAGAAUUUAGCAAAGUUUUUCUCUUAGGGCCAAAUUGUCCUUGUUUCUUUGCCUAACUGGGGGAGGGGAAAAGGGUAAUAUUGUCAUGCCUAAUGGAUUUCCAACUUUCGGGUAGAAUUUUUUCCACGUUUGUCGGCAAAAAAAGGAAAACCUCUCCAAUCUGUUGUCUCUUAAGUGCCCUAACUUAGGCGUGAAUAAAUGUUUCAGAAAAAUUCCAAAUUUAAAUCAACCAAUAAACACAAAGUAAUUUCACAGAGUAAACCCCAAAUUCACUUGACCAGUGUGGAGAAAGUCCGAGCCCACACCCACAUUUGUCACCUCAUUUUGUGCUAUAGUGGAUUGAGACAAGCCUUAACGCAAGAAAGUCAACAAGCAACAAGUGAGCCACAAUCGAGCCUGUAUAAUAAUAGAACUUAACAUUGAGCAAUAACAAAAACGUUUUUCUUUUUUUAAGCGGUCCACCGCUGUUGAAAAAUUUGUGGUAACUUUACUCAGCAUCAUAAAGUUUUUGAUAGGCAUAUGUUAAUUCUUUUCGCAUGUUUCAGUUCUUAAUUGAUUGAUUUUUGGAUUUAUUCUCAAAGCCAUAAAAACCCUCUACAUAAAAAGCUGUGCCUAUACCCCUGGCAACAUAAAUAUAUUGUAUACGUCAGUUUUUAAUUACUAAUAUUACCAUGUCUUUUGGGAUAAUUAGAAUAUAUUAAGAGGAAUUUAUUUAGUACCAAAACAAUUAAUUAAUACUAAUAACAGAGGUGGUUUUCCAUAGAAACAAAUAUUUAAACAAGCUCUGAUAUUUGCCGAAAAAUCGUCAAGACUCUUGACUUGAAAAUGGGAUAAAAAUUAGUAAUAUAUGGUUUCCGGUUCGAAUCCCCACUCCGGCGCACUUUAAAUGCAGUGUUGCCAGCUCACUUUGUACCAUGCACUGAACGCUAACCGGCUUGUGUGGCAGGCAAGUAGGUUAGAGCAAUGCUAUACGUAAUUCUGGCGGUAAUAUAACAUAGUUACAGUCGGAGGGGAGGGAGAGCCAAAGAGCAAUGCUAUACGUAUCUCUGGCGGUAAUAUAGCAUAGUUACAGUCGAAGGGGAGGAAGAGCCAACCGUUAGGAUGGAAUCCCCAAGGGCGUUAAAACUUCCCGCUACUUACUUACUUAGUUAAUAACUUACUUAGAUAUCUAAAAAUAUCAACGAUAUCAAUGCCAAUGAAAAUAGUCUGAGGUGGAUUAUUAAUGCAAAAAAUAUUUUCAUUACAAAGUGGACACUUGGGUUUCAUCAUGUACGCCAAAGAAUUAUAAAUAUAAAAUAUAAAACUGAAAAAAAAACAAAAACGGUCUAGCACUCUAUGACUGACGUUAAAAAUGACUAAAAUAAAAGAACAUAAAUAAAUGAAAUAAACAUGAAUAUAAAAUCUCGCAGAGGGAUGAUAAGAUAGGAAAAAACAAAACAAUAAAAACUGCGUUACCUAAUUAACUAUCAACUAUACCUGUUGUGUGCACCCAAAACCGGAUGCUGUGGCGAUGACGUCAUAACGUGGGCAAGUAUUUCAAUGAGGUACUUAAGUUUUAAAUACAAGCAAAGCAAUAAUAUUGAAAUUCUUUGAGUUUGUGGAAGAGAGAGAAAGAGAGAGAACGUUAGAAAUGCAUAGAAGGAUGAAAAAGAGUUCGUAAAAUUGAACUCAACAUGAUAUUCGAAAUUUUUGUUGCCAUUCUCACUCCACCUUUACUUUACGUGUUGUUCACCUAUCUUUAUCAUCUAUGGGAACUUCGCAAGUAUCCAGCUGGUCCGUUCCCUUUACCUAUCAUAGGUAACCUUCAUCAACUUGGUAAAAAGCCUUAUGAAUCACUUGCUGAACUGUCGAAAAUCUAUGGAGACGUGUUUGGCAUCAGCUUUGGUAUGACGCGGGCGGUAAUUGUGAAUACUAUUGAACCAACCAGAGAAGCACUUAUCACGAAAGGUGUUCACUUCGCUGGAAGACCAAGCAACAUGUACACUGCAGAGCUAGUCUCCAGAGGAUAUAUAAACAUAGGCUUUGCAGACUAUGGUGCAGUGUGGAGAAUGGUUCGAAAGUUUGGCCAUUCCUCUCUAAAGAUGUAUGGAGAAAAUAUGAAACAUUUGAUAGAAACUGUUUCUGCUGAGAAUGAAGAUUUUCAUAAAAGAUUGAAGGCUUUAAACGGAAAGCCAACAGAAGUUAAAUAUGAACUCGGCUUAUCAAUAUUGAACAUAAUUUCUGGCAUGGUGUUUGGAGAUCGAUAUGAACGAGAUGAUCCAGAGUUUAAGCAGUUAAUAGAUUUUGCUACUGAUGUUUUUGCUGGGUUAGGUAAUAGUGACGCUGUUUCUUUUCUACCAUGGUUGAGAUACUUUCCUUUGCCAGGUUUGAAAAUGCUUAAACGUGCAAUAAAAAUCCGGGACGCGUUGUUAAAAAAGAAAUUAUUAGAACACAAAAAAUCGUUUGAUGGAGAGAAUGUGCAUAGUAUAACCGAUGCGUUAUUAAAAGUUACGGCAGACAAAAAGAUUAUUAAAGAAUGUGGUCAAACCUUCACAGACGAUCACUUAGAGAUGAUUCUCAACGAUGUCUUUGUAGGAGGGUAUGAAACAACUUUAACAACUGUACGAUGGAGUGUACUUUAUUUGAUUCACUGGCCUCAAUACCAAGAGAAGAUUUACGAAGAGAUUAUUAAAAUUUCUGGAACUGACCGCUAUCCAGAUUUAAAUGACCGCUCUUCGCUUCCUUUCACGCAUGCGUGUAUCAACGAAACUUUGAGACUGUGUUCGUUGGCACCAUUAAGUGUUCCACACAAAGCUAUUCAGGACAGUAGUAUUGGAGGAAAAGCUGUACCAAAAGAUGCUUUAGUCUUGUUUAACAUUUGGAAUAUACACAAUAAUAAAAAAUAUUGGAAAGACCCUGAAACCUUUGAUCCUACGCGUUGGUUAGAUGAAAAUGGGGAAUUUGUUGUGGGGAGGCAUAUAAGUUAUUUGCCUUUUUCAGCUGGAAGAAGGGUUUGUCUGGGUGAAAGUUUAGCUAAGCUGGAGUUAUUUACUUUCUACACCCGUAUGGUAAGAAAUUUUAAAAUUGAAAAUGUUCCAGAUGCGCCAUUACCUACUUUAGAUGGAAACAUUGGUAUCACAUUAUCACCCAAAAAGUUUAAAGUUGUGUUUACACCACGCGAGAAUAACCUAAUACAGAGUUAGAGAACUGUUCUAUAGGAUGCUUUGUAACUUGUUGUAAAAUAAAUUUUUUUUGUUGUUGACUAAAUGUGUAUAAUGUAUAAUUCUGUCAACAUUAAAAAUAAUAUUAUAUA